UCCCCGUGUGUGGCAUGCGGGGCCCCCAAGCAGUCCUUCGCAGGCUGGAGCUCUACUAGCCUGCAAGGGAAAAUCCAGUUUCCCACAUCUGUCUCCUUUAAAUGAGAAUCCAUUUUUAAAGUUUGUUCGUGAACCUUUCAUAUAUUCUUGCGACCCACUUUUGAGUCAAGGCCCAUGGGUUGAGAAACGCAACUCUAGGGAAUGCUUGGGUUGAUCAGGAAACUACAUCGUGACUUUAGGUCCUUUCCGGGCUAGGUGGUGGGUAGGCAAGGUUUCCUUUAAAUCAGUUUGAGAGUGGGAUGUUUAAAUGCUGCCUAGAUCCUGCUUUAGGUGCAUCAAAGAAGGAAAGCAAAAGGAAAAUGCACCUGGGCCUUAUCCAAAGUCCAUGAAAGGAGGAUGGAAAGAUUUCCGCAAACCCCGAGCAUUAGAUCAAGCUCAAAUGUAUACAUUUGAUGAUAUUUCUCUUCCCUCCCUUCUCCCCCCACCCCCCCUCAAGGCUGUGCAGAACUUCGUGCCUGGUCUGUUUGCCCACAGUACUGUUUGGCAGGGGAAAAACAAAGAUCAUGGUUCAGGCAGGGAAGCCACGGGCAGGCAGUCCCACGCGGGCACCCAGGCUGCGGGUGUUUCCAUGUGGCAGGAAAAAACGGAGAGAAUAAAGGCUCUUUUUUUCCGGGGGAGGCAGGCUCCAGAUGAAACCCCGCCUGUGCCUGCACCUGGAGGGAACUCCCCACUGCAGCACGGGGAACAGCCCUUCCUCAGCCGGUUUCUGAGGCGGACAGGGAUGACUCAGUGGCGGGCAGGGCGCGCUGCCCGGCUGGCAUGAGCAUGACUAAUUGGCAGGCGCUGGGUUUUGGGGGCCCCCAGCAGCCCGCCUCAUGCUGAGGUCAUCUCUGGGGAUCCAGGCGGGCCCUGAGGGAGACCCUCCUCCGCCCCGUGACACCCCCAGCUCUACAGUCCAGCCGGCUCCCACCGAGCGGGGCCGGGACAGACUCUCCCGCCCCCUGCCUGGAAGCUACGGGCGGGGCAACCACGCUCCCGCCCCCGUCAACAACCGCCGCCCGGCACCGGCCGCGCAUGCGCCCCUACCCCCUCCCGCAAGCGGCACCGCCCGCCAGCCCUUGUGGUCAGCGGGUGGCACAGCGCGCGCAUGCGCAGGGAACCUCACAGCCGGUGACACCCGCGCGCCCGGAGGAGCCGCCGCCGCUGCUGCUGCUUCGAUCCCGCCUCGCAUGGAACACUGAGGCCGGUUUGAAAGUAACCGUCGCCAUGCGGCUUUAACCGCUGCGCGGACCAGCCCGGCUCCCGCGCUCCCUCGGGGCGGGCCCCACGCUGUCUCGGGCCGGGCGGAGCGGAGCGGCGAAGCGGCGGCGCCUCAGAUUAGAAAGUGGAAUUUUGUCCAGUUUCUUCUUGCAAAAGAAAUAAAACUAGAGAAUAAAAAUGGGUACUCCUGGAUCAGGAAGGAAAAGAACUCCAGUAAAAGACAGAUUUUCUGCAGAAGAUGAAGCUUUAAGUCACAUUGCCAGAGAGGCAGAAGCAAGGCUUGCAGCCAAACGAGCAGCUCGAGCAGAAGCAAGAGAUAUACGUAUGAGGGAACUGGAGAGACAGCAAAAAGAGCUUUCUCAUCGCUCUUAUGAUAAAAAAUGGGGGCAUAUCCAAAAAUGGAUGGAAGAUUCAGAAAGGGCCAGGUAUUCUCACCGGUCCAGUCAACAUUCAUAUCUGACCUCAUCUUUGGAUGCCACUGGGUCACACAGAAGCAGAACAAGUGCUUCCCAAAGGAGAGAUCACGGGUAUGAAGGCUUGAAGGCUCGAUCUACAAGUUACUCUCUCUCAACUCAUGCUUACAGCGUCUUCCAUGGUAGAAAGAAGGAAUAUUCUUAUUCCCACAAAGAUCUGUUGAUUAUCCAAUGGAAAAUGAUUCAGCUAAGAAGUAGUGGACUUUACCAUGAUCAAAGAAAUUAUAGCAGCCUUAGACAUAGCAAACCUGCUUCUUCCUACCAUACUCGGUCCUCUUCUUUAUACAGUGAUCCUGUGGCAACUACUAAGAGUUACAGGGUAUCUACUACUGUAAACACUGGUUUGAUAAGAAGUACCAGUUUGGCAUCAUUAUGUGGUGAUGGAUUAUAUAGCUCAUAUAGUUCUCGUACUCCAUCUGAAUACAGUUAUUACUCUUCAAGAGCAAGCUCAACUCGAAGUAGUCCUGUGUUUACAGAUGAUGAACUAGAGAGCACCACAUCCUCUCAUCAUGUGAGCCGAGGGCGGAGAGAUAGUGUGUCAUCUGAUUUUUCUGAUCAAAGUGAAACUGCAGCUGAUUAUUUUAGUCGUUCCAACCGUAGGGGAAGUAUUGUCUCUGAUGUGGAUGAUGUAAUUAUUCCAGAUCUAAAUAGCCUGGAAGAAAAGUGUGACAAACAACAGUAUUCGGAAAUUUAUACAAGGCCGGCAUCUCGAAAUUCAGCAACCGCAACUCCCCUGAGCGGAAACUCAUCCAGACGAGGAAGCGGGGAUACCAGCAGUUUGGUUGAUCCCGAUGUCUCAUUAACUGAAUUGAGGGAGAUCUAUGAUCUUAAGGACCAGAUACACGAUGUAGAGGGGAGAUACAUGCAGGGACUUAAGGAACUAAAGGAUUCUCUUGCUGAAGUUGAAGAGAAGUAUAAGAAGGCCAUGGUAUCCAAUGCACAGUUAGAUAAUGAGAAAAACAAUUUGAUUUAUCAAGUGGAUACACUAAAAGAUAUCAUUGAAGAGAGAGAGGAGCAGAUGGCAGAGUUCUUCAGGGAGAACAAAGAGAAGUCAAAGGAACUGGAAAGGCACAAACACAUGGGCAAUGUUCUACAGCGUAAGUUGGAUGAACUUAAAGAAGGUCUUCGCCAGAGAGAUGAACUAAUAGAGGAGAAUCAACGCAUGCAGCAGAAAGUAGACUGCUUAACCAGAGAGGUGUAUGACCUCCAGGAGACAAUUAAUUGGAAAGAUAAAAAAAUGGGGGCUCUAGAAAGACAGAAAGAAUACUUUGACUGCAUUAAGAAUGAGCGAGAUGAGCUCAGAGAUGAGUUGACUGACAUGAAGGAAACAAUGAAGAGAGGAGAGAAACAUGGAUUAGUUAUAAUCCCAGAUGGCACUCCAAAUGGUGAUGUAAACCAUGAACCAGUGGUUGGUGCAAUAACUGUUAUAUCACAAGAAGCAGCUCAUGUCUUGGAAACUGCAGGAGAAGGACCACUAGAUGUUCGGCUACGAAAACUGGCUGAAGAAAAAGAAGAACUAUUGUCACAGAUUAGAAAGCUGAAGCUGCAAUUAGAAGAGGAACAACAGAAAUACUCUAAAAGUGAUGGUUCAAAUCCAGAUAUAACAGGAUUAGAGAAUGGUUCUGACUUGCAGUUAAUUGAAAUGCAGAGAGAUGCCAACAGACAAAUAAGUGAAUACAAAUUUAAGCUUUCAAAAGCUGAACAAGAUAUAACGACCAUGGAACAAAAUAUUGGAAGACUUGAAGGACAGGUUAUGAGAUACAAAACUGCAGCAGAGAAUGCAGAAAAAGUAGAAGAUGAACUCAAAGCAGAAAAAAGGAAACUUCAACGAGAGUUAAGGACAGCACUGGAUAAGAUGGAAGAGAUGGAGAUGACCAAUAGCCACUUGAUGAAGCGGUUGGAAAAGAUGAAGGCUAAUAGGACUGCUCUUCUCUCUCAACAGUAGAGAAGACUUCUUUUUUAAAUGUGCACUGCUCCUUGAAAUAACUAGCCCUUAGUUUGUUUUUAAUACAGACUUUCAUUGGCACAAACUUUUGAACACUGAACUGUUCAGUGAUAUUUUAGUUUCCUAAUUAAGUGGCAUACUUUGUAACUUAUGAGAGAAUGAAAAAUAGUUCCAGUUCCCAUGUGAAUGAUGGUGAUUUUGUUUUCUUUACCAGUUUGACUUUAGAGUCAUCUGGAGCACAAUGCUGUAUGAUUGACUUAUUGCUAGAAAAUAUGUUUUCACAACUGUGGAAUCAAGUUUACUCACAAUCCUUAUUUCAGCUGCUUUAAUGAUGCUUGGAGACAACUGCAUGACUUCAAGAGGACACUGUUUAUUAAACUAACAAAUAUAUUUGCUCAAGACAUCACACAGCACAAGUGCCUUCUAUAUGGUGCAAUUUAGACUUCAGUUAUGUUAGAUUGUCAAAAUAACCUUUGAAAUCAGAUAACUUUUAUUUUAAGGUACAUUUUGAGCUCUCUGUUCACUAAACUUUAUACAUUUUGAUGGAAAGAUGCAUUUUUGUAUAAUAUUUAAAUUUAUAAGAAAAAAAUAGGGACUGUAUAUAAAACUUGCUUUUUUGCAUGGGUGAUGGUACAUUUGCAUUCUAGAUUUUUGUCAAAUAUAAGCCCUGAAAUUCUUGAUAUAACAGGAGGGACAUCAACCUCUACGAGUUCUUUUGUUGUACAUUGUAAAACUGUAUCAUCUGCUGCUUAAGUGUGGAUUUAAAUUUUAGGGUGGGAGGAGGGUAUGGAAAAUGUGGCUGAUGAACUUAUUAAAUGGACACUUUACUGACCAGAA
Messenger RNA from Alligator sinensis (Chinese alligator), 4515 nucleotides. It is a transcript of the gene LRRFIP2, whose product is annotated as LRR binding FLII interacting protein 2. The record is from RefSeq and is a predicted model, not a curated record. Lineage: Eukaryota; Metazoa; Chordata; Crocodylia; Alligatoridae. Bases 1438 to 3678 code for a protein of 746 amino acids. Gene Ontology annotation, biological process: regulation of DNA-templated transcription. The transcript is spliced from 29 exons.